This is a messenger RNA of Exophiala viscosa, 2439 nucleotides long. Its product is annotated as phosphoglycerate dehydrogenase. The record is from RefSeq and is a predicted model, not a curated record. NCBI's taxonomy places the organism in Eukaryota, Fungi, Ascomycota, Eurotiomycetes, Chaetothyriales, Herpotrichiellaceae. Gene Ontology annotation, molecular function: phosphoglycerate dehydrogenase activity; NAD binding. Gene Ontology annotation, biological process: L-serine biosynthetic process. Bases 235 to 2043 code for a protein of 602 amino acids. The transcript is spliced from 3 exons.
GGAAAAGCUUGUAACAUGGACGCCUUCUUUUCCACAACGUGCUUCAAGCACUGCUUCUACAUCCAGAAAAGCCUGCUGGAGAUUUCGUACCAGUUCUUUUUUCCUUGUUUCCACAUCUUCCCUUCAUUCGUCUUUCCUUGUCACUUAAAAGAGCCUUAGACAUAGCUUCUUUCUCAACCUAUUACAUUGGGCGCUGGCUGUGACACUGACACCGACACCGCCAUUUCAUCUGAAAUGGACGCUGCCAAUGGCGACACAGCUCGACCUCGCGUUCUUUGCCCUGAGAAACUCUCCCCAGACGGUCUGACACUUCUUCGGAAGACCCUCGACGUCGACGAGAAGAAAGGCCUAACCCCGGAACAACUCAUCGACAUCAUCCCAGCAUACGAUGCUCUCGUCGUUCGCUCUGAAACCAAAGUCACAGCUGAACUGCUCGCUGCCGCACGCAGACUAAAAGUCGUGGCUCGAGCGGGCGUGGGUGUAGACAAUGUCGACGUCCCAGCUGCCACGAAGCUAGGUAUUGUGGUUGUCAACUCUCCAAGCGGCAACAUCCAAGCCGCGGCGGAGCAUACGAUCGCUCUACUCAUGUCAAUGGCGAGGAAUGUUCCCGAUGCAUGCGCCAGUCUCAAGGCCGGUAAGUGGGAGCGGAGCAGGCUCGUGGGCGUCGAAGUCAAAGGGAAGACAUUGGGUGUUGUUGGGCUGGGAAAAGUCGGUCUAAUAGUAGCACGCAUGGCUCGUGGCCUAGGAAUGAACAUCCUCGCCGCCGACCCCUACGCCUCAUCAGCUGUCGCGGCCGCAGCAAAUGUCCAACUCGUCGAAUCUCUGUCCGACCUCCUCCCCCAAAUCGAUUUCCUCACAAUCCACACCCCCAUGCUCGCUUCGACCCGGGGCAUGCUCUCCACCGCUGAACUCAACACCAUGAAACGCGGGGCGCGCAUCCUCAACGUCGCACGAGGAGGCAUCAUCGACGAAGACGCACUCCUCUCAGCCCUCGAGUCCGGCCAAAUAGCAGGCGCCGCAAUCGACGUCUUCACCAGUGAACCUCCCACCCCGGACUCCCCAGCAGCCAAGUUGAUCGCACACCCAAAGUGUAUCGCGACACCCCAUCUCGGUGCCUCCACCGUCGAAGCCCAAGAGAACGUCUCAAUCGAUGUAUGCGAGCAAGUCCUCCAGAUCCUAGCCGGUGAUCUCCCACGCAGUGCCGUCAACGCCCCUAUCAUCCUACCAGCCGAGUACAAGAAACUCCAACCGUUCGUCCGGCUCGUCGAGAAAAUGGGAUCACUGUACACUCAACACUUCACGUCCCCGACACAGCCGUUCGGGCGGAACAUGAACACCUUCGACCUCAUCUAUCAGGGCGAAAUAGCGUCCAUGUCCAGCACGAAACCCUUAUUCGCGGCAUUGAUCAAGGGACUCACAUCCCCCAUCUCCGACACAGAAGGCUUCAACGUCAAUAUCGUCAAUGCGGAAAUGGUGGCCAAAGAACGGGGUAUAUUCGUCAAUGAACAAAAAUCGCGGGAUCCGAGUACCCAGGCACAGGCGUAUAGUAGCCUUGUCACGCUUGUGGCAAGGGCGCCUAGUCGUGCAUCUUCGCCUUCGCUGAGUCGACAUCCUUCGGAAACGCUCGUUCGUUCAAGUGCCGUGGUGGCCGAGCGCGACGGUGGCAUCGGUGGUGGCAAACAGCACAUCAUCUCCGGCUAUUGCAGCGACACGUCUCCAUUCAUAUCCCGCGUCGACCGCUUCGCCACGUCCUUCGUACCAGAAGGCACAUUGCUAAUCUGUCAUAACUACGAUUCACCAGGCAAGAUCGGCGUGGUGGGCAGUAUUCUUGGCCGCGAAGGUGUGAAUAUCAAUUUCAUGAGUGUUGCGCCGGCGACGUUCGCUGCUUCUUCCUCCGACAACACGAAUGGAGCGUCUGCGGCGGCCAAGGAAUCCACCGAGGCGCUCAUGAUAUUGGGCGUCGAUAAGGAGGUGGGAGAUAACCUCAAGAAGGAAUUGGUCGCUGCUGAGGGCGUACUGAGCGUUAGUAGCGUCACUUUGUGAGAGAAGUCACAUAGAUGCCAGAGGAAUCAAGACUUCGAAAGUGGAGCAGUGAACAUUCAUGCCUUCUCCAUCGUACACCAACCAUAAGCCGCACGGCGGCGUCUUUAUAAUACUAACCUGCUUAUACUGUGGUACUUCAUACUCGAGGUAUAGGAUGACCUCCCACUCGUCGUCUCGUCCGUGAUAACCACAAUAUAAGGGUAUCAAUAACACAGCCCAAAACAGUCCAGUGGACAAGAUACACCAUACACCAUAUCCAGACUUCCGUACUCAUACAAUCGCGCCAUCAGUGAUCCCGUACAACAGCUUCCUCAGACGAAGAGACAAACAGCGUCCCAAAAUCAUAUCUCAGUGUCCGAGAACUCCGAAUCAGCGAUUUCCUCUGGUACCGUUAUA